Molecule: messenger RNA, 1725 nt
Organism: Naegleria lovaniensis
Lineage: Eukaryota; Heterolobosea; Eutetramitea; Acrasida; Naegleriidae
Exons: 1
Coding region: 1-1725 (574 amino acids)
Source: RefSeq, a predicted model, not a curated record
AUGAUCCCACUCGACCAAAAUACCCUUUUCAAUGAUUUCAAUGGUGGUGAAACGAGCGAGACGUUACACAUGAAACAAGAAGCAAUGAUACAGAUCGGAAAUGAUGAGCAUGUAACUUUGAUUGUAACUGAUUUUUUUUCAAAUUUAUCGUUUCGUCAUCAUGAUGAUGAAAAUAAUAAUUUUGAACCACAUGUUCGGAGAUUGGAAUUAUUACUGAAACAUAAAUUCUCAUUGCAACAAUUAGGAAAGAAGAAAUGGCUUGAAAAUAGGGAACUGAAAUACCGGAAUUUCUUUCCUGUUGAAUUUAUACAAGACAAAGAGUUUGUGUUGAAUCACAUUAAAAAGUAUGGAUAUGGAUUACAAUAUGCAACAACAAGUCUCCACGAAGACAGAAAUUUUAUGUUUCAAGCUGUGCAACAGCAUGGAGCUUUAUUAGUAUUUGCAAGUGAAGAUAUUUGCAAUGACCAAGAAGUGGUAUUGACAGCCAUAAAACAGGACGAACAGGCAUUGGUUUAUGCUGCAACUAAACUUCAAAAUGACAAGGAAUUUUUGAUGAAAGCAGUUCAACAGAAUGGAAAAGCAAUUACGAAUAUUAUUGACAGAACAUUCUUGGAAGACAGAGACAUUGUAUUAGCUGCUGUAAGACAAAAUAGUGAAGUUUUGUGUUAUUUUCGCACGGAAAAUUUGGAAAGUGACAAGGAAAUGGUUGUUGAAGCCGUCAAACACAAUAAGCACGCGCUUCAAUGGGUUCAACAUGACUUACUCGAAGAAGUUAUGAAUGAUCAUGAGUUGAUGCUGAAUACCAUCAAAUUAAUUGUUCCAGAAUUCCAGAAUUUAAACUCUUUGGAUUAUUCAAAAAAAGAAAUCUUACUCAAACUAGUUCAAGAAUGUGGAUUGUUACUUCAAUUAGCAACUGAUGAACUCAAGAAUGAUCGUGACAUUGUUUUGAUUGCAGUCAGAAAUGAUGGUUGCUCAAUUAAGUUUGCCUCUAAUCAUUUGAAGAAUGACAGAGAAGUUGCACUUGUGGCCGUUCAACAAAAUGGUAAUGCAUUAGAAUUUGUCUCGACAGAAUUAAAGAAUCAUAGGGAGGUUGUGUUGGCUGCUGUCACUCAAAACGAACUGUCACUACAAUAUGCAUCCGAUGAGUUGAAAAGCGAUAAGGAGGUCGUUUUAACAGCAAUCAAGCAAGAUGGAUCGGCUCUUGAAUAUGCAUCCAGUUCGUUAAAAAAAGAUCCACACGUUGUGUUGGAAGCAGUUAGAAACGAUGGCUCAGCUCUUGAAUAUGCUGAUGAUACAUUGAGAAAUGAUCAAGAAAUUGUUCUGGAAGCCAUCACCCAAGAUAUGAAUGCUUUUCAAUAUGCAUCGAGUGAUCUUUUGAGUGACAAACAAUUCUUAUUGGAGGCGAUCAAGAGAGGUUGUAACACAACACUUGUACAAGUACCAGAAGACAUUGUCAAUGACAAGGAAUUUAUGUUAAAAGCUGUCAAUAUUCACAGUCUUUGUGCUAUUGGAAUGGAUUAUACUGUUACUUAUGACAGAGACAUUAUGUCAGAGGCAGUGAAGAAUAACGGAUUUGCAUUGUUUUACGCAAGUGAAGAAAUACGACACGACACAGAAAUGGUGAUGGAGGCACUUAAAUGCAAUGGAUAUGUUUUGGAGUAUAGCGAUGAAUUAUAUCAAGAACGAAUGAAGCACUGUUAUUAUAAUUCUUAUUUGGGAAAAUGA